UUUAGAUCGAUUAGGUUUUUACUGGGUUUGUUCUUCUCCUUCUUGUCUUGCUAUGUCGGUAUUCUAUUCGCAUCGCAUUGAUUAGGUUUGUGAAUAACCUGUUGGAUGCAUUCUACUUGGUUCUCGUGUUUCUGAUAUAGUUAUCAGGCAAGGGAUAGAUAGAAGAUGGCCACAAGCACAUUGGACGCAACAAGAGCAGAACUUGCUCUCUUAGUUUUAUACCUAAACAAGGCUGAAGCUAGAGAUAAGAUAUGUAGAGCCAUUCAGUAUGGUUCAAAGUACUUGAGCGAGGGACAACCAGGCACUGCACAAAACGUCGAAAGAACAACUGCAUUGGCACGGAAGGUGUUUCGUCUGGUUAAGUUUGUCAAUGAUCUUCAUGCUCUCAUAAGCCCACCUUCUCCUGGAUCUCCACUCCCACUUGUUUUGCUAGGAAAGUCGAAGAAUGCACUGUUGUCCACCUUCUUUUUCCUAGAUCAAAUUGUGUGGGCAGGCCGAACAGGGAUAUUCAAGAACAAAGAUCGCACUGAGCAAAUAGGCAGGAUAUCUCUCUUUUGUUGGAUGGGCUCCUCUGUGUGCACAACUUUGCUUGAGAUAGGAGAAUUGGGAAGGUUAUCUGCCUCGAUUACGAAGCUGCAGAAGGAGAUGAAACAAGCUGAUAAAUAUGAUGAACAAUAUCUCCAUAAACUCAAGCAGUCCAAUGAAAGGCUGCUAUCUCUGAUCAAAUCUUCCAUGGAUAUCGUGGUCGCGAUAGGGCUGCUUCAAUUGGCACCGAAGAAGAUCACUCCGCGAGUCACAGGAGCAUUUGGAUUCAUCACUUCACUUAUCUCCUGCUACCAGUUACUUCCUGCGCCUACUCACAAGAAGACCGCUUGAACAUGGAUCCCCCCCUUCCGCUUGAAGCAAUUCCGCCGUGCCAUAUUAUCGUAAUAAUGUUUACAGGAAAAUAUUGCUUGGUGAAGUUCAUUAUCACAUAAUGUUUAAGUAAAUGCAUUGAAGUGGCACUGCCAAAACAACUUCUACCCAAGUGUCUAUAAAAGAUAAGCAAUGUAGUACCAAUGCUUGCAGUUUGCAGCAUCUCCUUAGUAGAUAUUUAAGCUGAAAUUA
This is a messenger RNA of Zingiber officinale, 1107 nucleotides long. RefSeq names its product peroxisomal membrane protein 11D-like. The transcript is spliced from 8 exons. NCBI's taxonomy places the organism in Eukaryota, Viridiplantae, Streptophyta, Magnoliopsida, Zingiberales, Zingiberaceae. Gene Ontology annotation, biological process: peroxisome fission; regulation of peroxisome size. Gene Ontology annotation, cellular component: peroxisomal membrane. Bases 166 to 876 code for a protein of 236 amino acids. The record is from RefSeq and is a predicted model, not a curated record.